UCAUCGGGUAGCAACGGAGAGACGCGGCGUGCGGGCGGUCUAGCCGGAGCGCCCACCCGAGGCCGGAGCGAAGUCGGCAGCCUGAGAGCCUGCUCGAAGCCGCAAACUAAGCGAGAAGGCCGGGACACGAACGGAGGCCGAGGCGAGCGAGCGGUUCUGUUUGCGUGAAGUUGGGCCUGUGCAACUCGGGCCCCGAUUACUAAGCGGGCUGCAAACAGUUCAGCACCGCUCUGGGUGAUAACCAUGCUUGUUCCAGUAUUCAGCCUCAAGCUGAACCACAGAAUUAACCCUCGAAUGGUGUCUGUUGGAAAAUAUGAUGGUAUACAUCCCUGUCUGACUGCAGCAACGCAGGCUGGAAAGGUCUUUAUACACAACCCACAUAUUCGUAGCCAGCGUGUUGUAGCUAACCAUUUAUUACAAGGUGGCCUGGAUUCUGAUACCUACCUUCUAAAUAUAAACCAGAAUGUCAGCUGUCUAACUGCAGGAGUACUUAAUCCCACACUUGGCUAUGACUCUUUGCUCGUAGGCACACAGACUAAUCUACUGGCCUAUGAUGUACAUAACAACACUGAUGUUUUCUAUAAGGAGGUGGCAGAUGGAGCCAAUGCAGUAGUGCUGGGGCAGCUGGGGGACAUACCCUCUCCACUGGCAAUUAUUGGAGGGAACUGUACACUCCAAGGUUUCGAUCAGGAAGGAAAUGAUCUUUUCUGGACGGUCACUGGGGAUAAUGUACGAUCGCUGGCUCUCUGUGAUUUUGAUGGUGACGGGAAGAAGGAGCUUCUGGCUGGCUCAGAAGACUUUGACAUCAGAGUUUUCAAAGAUGAUGAAAUUAUGGCAGAAAUGUCAGAGACAGAAGUUAUCACAGCACUGUGUCACAUGCGUGGAAGUCGAUUUGGAUAUGCCCUGGCAAAUGGCACAGUAGGAGUGUAUGAUCAAGCUACACGCUACUGGAGAAUUAAGUCUAAAAAUCAUGCCAUGAGCAUUCAUGCUUUUGACUUGAACUCGGAUGGUGUUUGUGAGUUGAUCACAGGCUGGUCAAAUGGGAAGAUUGAUGCACGCAGUGACCGUACUGGUGAAGUCAUCUUUAAAGAUAACUUUAGCUCCUCUAUUGCUGGAAUUGUGGAGGAAGAUUACAGGAUGGAUGGACAGACACAGCUAAUCUGCUGCUCAACAGAAGGAGAAGUUCGAGGCUACCUGCCUGCCAGCCGGGAGAUGAAAGGAAAUCUGAUGGACAGCAAUGCAGAACAAGAUUUAAUUCGUGAACUGAGCCAACGCAAACAGAAUCUAUUGCUUGAGCUGCGUAACUAUGAGGAAAAUUCAAAGAUUGCCUUGAAUGCCCUUGGAGGGGAAGGGGAUGGACAGAUGGGCAUCAUUCCAGCCAAUACACAACUGCAGACAAGCCUGUCUGUUAACUUGGGCACUAACAACCAGAGUCCACAUGUGGAGCUGAACAUUUCUACAUUCAAUGACACAAUCAUUCGGGCUGUACUUAUCUUCGCCGAGGGUAUAUUUAAUGGAGAGUCUCAUGUCGUUCAUCCCAGUGCACACAAUCUCUCUGGACAUAUCCAGGUUCCCAUUGUUCCACCAAAAGAUGUACAAGUGGAUCUACACAUCAAGGCUUUUGUGGGCUACAGAAACAGCAUGCAGUUUCAUGUGUUUGAACUGACAAGACAGCUGCCACGAUUUUCAAUGUAUGCACAAUGCACUCCCGGAACUGGUGCUGAACCUCAGAGUUAUGUCACCUUCACAAUCAGUGAUCGUAUGCAGAGGGUUGUGAUGUGGAUAAAUCAGAACUUCCUCUUACCUGAAGAUAUUGAGUGCCCAUCUGCACCAUUGGAAGUCUGCUUCAUAUCCCUGAGAGACGGUGGGAAGCUGAUUAUUAAAAUGAAUAUUAAUGGAGAGGUUGCCAUUAGAACAGAAGACAUUGACCUUGCUGGUGAAAUAAUCCAGUCCUUGACGUCAUUUCUAGCUAUUGAAGACCUCCAAGUAGAAGCAGACUUCCCUGCCUACUUUGAAGAACUGCGCCAAGUGCUUGUCCAGGUGGAUGGUUAUCAUUCCGUGCAUCAAAAACUCACUGCUGAGAUGGCCGAUCACUCUAACCUGGUCCGUAGCUUGUUGAUUCGGGCAGAAGAUGCACGUUUAAUGGGUGACAUGACGAACAUGAAGAAGGGAUACAUGGAACUAAAUGACUUAAAUCGAGAUUUGAUAAAUGGUUACAAGAUUCGCUGUAACAAUCACACAGAGCUUCUAAGCUGUCUACGAGCAGUAAAUCAGGCGAUCCAGAGGGCUGGACACCUACGAGUUGGGAAGCCCAAGACCCAGGUGGUCUCUGCAUGCAGAGAUGCCAUAAAAAAUAAUAAUGUCAAUGCACUUUUCAAAAUCAUUCGUGCUGGUAGCACCUUAUCCUGAAAAGGUCAGAAGCCAAUGACCAAGCAGACAGAAGAGCAAGAGUUCGUUCAUGAAGAGGAACAACACAGAGGCCACACAAAUGUGCUGAAUUGAGCGUGUAUCAUCUCUGAGCCAGCGUGGGCAGAUCCAGCUGGAUGUCCAGGAUUGUCCAUAGUUUCAGAUAUCACUAGAUCAGUGAGCAAAGUAUGUAAGUGAACUGUCUCAAAAGAGUACUAAGAUUUAAGAUGUAUCACUAAAUGUAGAUUUACUUUGUACAUCUUUUACCACUAAUGAGCUAACUGCGGAUAAAUCAAGAGUAGAGGACUCCUGUGAUCAGUGUCAGUGGACCAGCUUUUAACCUAAAAAUUCUAGCUAAGUAUGACCUUUAUGUUAUAUGCUUCUGAAACAGUAGAUGGCAACACUGAUAUACAGCUCUUGUGAAGAUGAAGUAUAUUGCUUUUCAGGAAGAAAUUAUAUUGAUAGAGUUACAAAACAUCAGAUCUUUCCAGAAUUACUGAAGUUAGUCAUUUUGUUUCUGAAUUAGUCAUAUUCUUUGUACAAACUCUUUGAAGCAUUUUGAAUUGAAGUAAACUAAUACUACGAGUAUUUUGUAUUGGCCUGCAGAAUCCCAAAUACCAUACCUUAAACCUCCUUUACAGAAAUUCUCAUAAUUCAAAUCGAUUAGUGUUGAUUUCGGUAUGUCCAACAUUCACCUGUAAUUUCAAUGGUCUUGCCCAUCAGCUAAAAUACUCCUCUAUUCCAUGAUGCUUUUUGAAUUCUCCCAGGCCAUUAACCUAUUGCAUUAUAUUACCCUUUAACAGCCCAUAUUUAUCUGAACUUGUUAAUUUAUAACAAAUUCCUGGAUCAACCGAGCUUCCUCACUAUAUUCCUACCUAAUUUUAACUGCCCUCUUUAGUUUUGAUCCCUGUCAAAGGAAGGACUUGAUUUGGAGAUAAUUCCCCAGAAUGAAAGAACUUACUUGUGUGGUAUGACCAUGUAGGAUGUUUAGGAUGGACCCUUAUUUGUACUUUUCAUUUUUUUCAACCUGUAUAUUUUAAGAAGAUUUGACAAUAGAUAUUGAGAAGUUGAAUGUCUGUCUUGAGAAUCUAGCUGUCAGGGUUAUAAACACACAAUUUUGGAUUUCUUAUUUAGAACUGAGAUGAGGAAAAAUGCCUGCACAUGAAAAGUUGUGAAUAUUUGGCCACUUGAAUGACAUCAAUAAUUAUGAAAAAUGAAAGGAAAUUCAAGUUGCUGUCAAGGAUCACUGAUGAUCUUAUGGCAUGGAGAAGCAGGGGCCAAAUGGCCAACAAGCAUUCCUAGAUCUUAACAGGGCAGCUGAAUACACGUCAUUUUAUUGUUACUUUGCAGUUUUGUAAAUAUUAUCUUGUACUAAAUUAUAAUUAAAGACUUUGAAGGAAUGAAUUGCAUUGUAGGAGGACUUCAAAUUCAAGUGACCUAAUUUUCUGUCUCCUGUUAAUUUGUUCCCUAAAUAUUUAGCACUGAGGUUCAAGAAGGAAUGACUGAAGAAUUUGCCCCUCUUCCCCUCACUAGUUAAUAAUAUACUUAUAAUGCAGAUAAUUAUCUGCUCAACCUUAAACUACAAUGGGUAUUUCCCUCAAUGUAUUUACAGCUUGUCUAAUAGUGAACAUGAGGUAAAAGUCUCAAGUCUUUGCCUGCUAUUAUGGUGCCACAUAGAAGUAAUUGGGGUAACAGACUUUGCAUUUAAGAUUGGCACAACACAUUCAUCAUGUUGAAACUAAAACACUAUAAACUUGAAUAUUACUUUAGGAAUAGCUAGCAUCAAGGUCAAGGGCAGGAGGAGAACUUGUUGCCACCCAUUUUAGAAUUGAGGGAGGACUCCACAUUUGGUUGAUCAAGCAGCUCAGAAGAUAAAUGAGGUGUCAUGGUACCAUUGUUGUUAGCACUCGAUUCACAAUGCCAGCCAGUAGGUCAAUUCCUGCGGCUGCCUGUAAGGAGAUUAUACAUUCUGCCUGUGAUCACAUGGGUUUCCACUGUGUGCUCCAAUUUCCUCCCACAAUCCAAAGACAUAUGUUACGGUUAGUGAAUUGUGGGCAUACUAUGUUGGCUCCAAAAGCAUGGAAACACCUGCAGGUUGCCCAGCACAAUACUUACUGAUUUGAUUUGAUGCAAACAACACAUUUCACUGUAUGUUUUGAUAUGUGUGAUAAAUAAAGUUAAUCUUAGAAUUGGACUGUGUAAGAGGUAUAAACAUGCGUGAGGGUUUAAUCAAUUAAUCAAGAAUUGAGAGCUAAUAUAAAGGUAAUGGGCAGAUAUUAGUAAUGUUUAAAGUUUGUGGAAGGUGAACUUGGGAGGCUGCAGAUAAAAUAUGGAAAAUAGGAUUGUAAAUGAUUAAGAGUCUAGGCUGCACCAAGCAAAACAGUCCUAGAUAAAGAAUAAUAUAAAGAUAAAAGUAAUCAUGGCUAGAUACAUUUGUAAUUUAACUCUUAGUCAAGCAGUGGUCAAUAAUGUUAUGUAUAGCUUCUACUGUAGAGUUUGUGGCUGUGCUAUUGCCAUAUCUGGGUCUCCUGUUCUCAAUUCAUAAGCUCAAGUUCGCCAAUAACCCAUGCUGAUACUUUAGUGAAGUUCUGAGGAGCAGUUUAAACCUCUGGAUUAAUCCAAGACCAUGUUUCCAUGACAGAUGGACUGAAGAUGCCCUGGCACAAUUUAAAUGAAGAGCAAGGGUAUUCUUAUUUCCCAAUGUUUAUCCCUCAACAGAUUUGCACAAGAAUACCUAUUACUUCAAAUUACAAAGGAGAGAACUGUUCAUACUCAAAGGCACCAGCUUGCUAGGAAGGUGCUUUGGAACAUUAUCCAUACAGGGAAGGCAAUUUAUAAAUAGGCUAAAGUCAAAGAUUUUCUUGUCUAUAAGACCAUUGGAGCAGAAUUAUGCUAUUUAGCCCACUGCAUCUGCUCUGCCAUUGAUCAGGGCUCAACCCCAUAAUCUUUGAUACCCUUACUAACCCUCAUAUUUGAAUACUUAAGCUUAAUGAAGACCAAUACUUCAAUUAUGGGAUGAACAUUCAAUAGUCUGUAUCUAGACAACCUUUGAGAUGACUUAGGGCCAACUGAUGAAUUAAAAAAACUUUGAGUUAACCCUAAAACUAAUCAGCAGACCCAGGGUUAAGUUAUUUAUACAUGAACAAUGGAGAAACAUUUUGCUAAAAAUAGCAUUCAUCGUAAGUAAUUUUGUGCAAUACUAUUCCUUCUGGCUUUUUUUUUUGAAAGAUUAACCGGAUUCUUCAUAUGACAAAGACAGUUCGGUGGGGAAAGAAGUCAUGGGAGUUGUAAGAUACUUCGCAUGUUCAGUAGUAGUGAUUAUGGCACAUUGCAUCAUUGAGCGCUUCAAACCCGUGACUUUUACAUCAUCACAUAAAAUGUCAAGGUGCCAUCAGACUCUCUGCGACACUCAUUAUACAGUAUGUCACAAUAUAAUUUUUACAGGGUCGUUUUAAUGGAAGUUUGCAGUUAGUCAUAGAGCAUGAAACUAGCCUGCACUGACCAUCAAACAUCCAUUUUAUUCUUUCCACAUUCCUAUCAGUUUUCUCAAAACACUAACACACCCGGGGUAAAUGUGCAAUGAUCAAUUAACCUAAUGACCUGCCUGUCUUUAGGAUAUGGGAGAAACCAAAGUACAUGGAAA
Molecule: messenger RNA, 6049 nt
Organism: Mobula hypostoma (lesser devil ray)
Lineage: Eukaryota; Metazoa; Chordata; Chondrichthyes; Myliobatiformes; Myliobatidae
Gene: bbs2
Product: Bardet-Biedl syndrome 2
Exons: 18
Coding region: 244-2409 (721 amino acids)
Biological process (GO): non-motile cilium assembly
Cellular component (GO): neuron projection; BBSome; membrane
Molecular function (GO): protein binding
Source: RefSeq, a predicted model, not a curated record